Molecule: messenger RNA, 3126 nt
Organism: Magnolia sinica
Lineage: Eukaryota; Viridiplantae; Streptophyta; Magnoliopsida; Magnoliales; Magnoliaceae
Product: disease resistance protein RGA2-like
Exons: 1
Coding region: 1-3126 (1041 amino acids)
Biological process (GO): defense response to other organism
Molecular function (GO): ADP binding
Source: RefSeq, a predicted model, not a curated record
AUGGUUGAUUCACUGGUCUCGCUUGCCAUAGAAAAAUUGGCCAAAGUUCUUGAAGAUGAGGCGGUUUUGUUGGUGGGUGUCACCAACGAGAUCAAAAAGCUUUCCAAUACGUUCACCUUGAUCCAAGCUGUGCUUAAAGAUGCUGAAACUCGGCGAGUGAAGGACGAAGCUGUGAAGAAGUGGUUGGAGAAUCUCAAAGACGUGGCCUACGAUGUGGAUGACAUACUAGAUGAAUGGAUGACGGAAGCUCUCAAAUCACAAGCACCUGAUGAAGAUGGUGUGUCCUGUUUCAGUAAGAAGAAGGUAACAAGCUUCCUGUCACCUGUUAACUGCUUCAAUCAUGUCGCGUUACGCCACAAAAUUGGGAGUAGGAUAAAGGAGGUGAAGGGUAGAUUAGAUGAUAUCGAAAAAGAUAAGAACCAAUUGGGUCUUAAAGUAGAUAGUGGGGAGAGGGAGAGAGUGGAGAGUGAAGUGAGGCGGGGAGAGCGAGAGACAGGCUCCCUGCUCGACCAACCGUCAGUUGUCGGCAGAGAAGAUGACAAAAAUGAAGUCCUGCACUUGUUGCUGAGGGAGAGUAGUGGAGAGGUGAAUGAGGUGCCCUUCGUCAUUUCUAUCGUUGGAAUGGGGGGGUUGGGGAAGACCACCCUUGCUCAACUCGCCUAUAACGAUGAGGAAGUCAAGCGGCAUUUUGAGAUGAGAAUGUGGGUAUGCGUUUCUGAAUAUUUCAAUGUGAAACAGAUUACAGAAUCAAUUAUAAAAUCUGCAGACACUGAGUUUAAGGGCAAAAACUUAAACUUGGAUCGAUUGCAACUUUGCCUCCGGGAAAUGUUGCAUGGAAAAAGAUUCUUGAUUGUGCUUGAUGACAUUUGGUGUGAAGAAAGUGAGAAGUGGGACAGACUGAAACCUCCCUUCCAAGAUGGUGCAUCCGGGAGUCGAAUCGUCGUAACUACUCGUAAUGAAAAGGUUGCAUCAGCGAUGGGAGGGGUUCGCAUACACAAGCUGACUGUCCUAUCCGAUGACGAUUGCUGGUUAGUGUUCUGGCGCAGAGCGCUUGAGCAUCGGAGUGCAGAAGAGCGUUCAGAGUUGGAAGCGAUUGGAAAGGAAAUCGUAAAGAAGUGUGGAGGGCUGCCUCUCGCAGCAAAGACAAUAGGGAGUGCCAUGCGCUCAAGAACGACGAGAAACGAGUGGGAGCUUGUCUUGGAAAGCGACAUAUGGAAUUCACAUGAUUUCUUACAAGGCAUUUUACCAGCUUUGUUACUCAGCUACCAUGACUUGCUUCCUGCUUUGAAGCAAUGCUUCGCAUAUUUCUCCAUCUUCCCCAAAGAUUGGGUGAUAGAGAAGGAUGUGACAGUGAAGUUAUGGGUGGCACAAGGUUUUAUCCGAUCCGAAGAAAUUGGUGGUCGGUAUUUCAAUGAUCUACUAAUACGGUCGUUGCUUCAAGAUGCAGAACUGGACGAUGACAAGAACAUAGUCAAGUGCAAGAUGCAUGAUUUAGUUCAUGAUCUUGCAAAAUCCGUUGCAGGAAGUGAAUGUUCACUGGUGGAUAUCAGAGAACAAGCCUCGCUGAACCCAAGCAAUCUCCGCCAUUCUUUUUUAUAUGUCAGUGAUGAAGAAGUGGCUUCCAUUUGGCCCACCUUGUAUAAGGCUAACAAGUUGCGGACGUUGCUAUGCGACUCAAGAAUCUACAUGCCUAGGGUGCCGAACAAUUUAUUUAAUCAUUUCAGACACCUUAGGGCAUUGGACUUGAGUUACACUAGCAUUCAGAAAUUACCUGGAACAGUAGGAAAAUUGAAGCAGUUGAGAUAUCUUGAUUUAUCUUUGACAGACAUAAAGAAGUUGCCGGAGGGGGUGGGAAAAUUGAAGCAGUUGAGAUAUCUUGAUUUAUCUCAGGCAGAGAUAGAGGAGUUGCCUGAGGAGGUGAGUAAUUGUGUAAAUUUACAGACCUUGAAACUGCAUUACUGUCGUCAGCUAAAAAAGCUUCCGAAAGGGUUGGGAAAAAUGAUUAACCUGCGACAUCUAGAUUUAGAAGGCACUGACGAGCUGAAGUACUUACCGCAGGGCAUAGGGAGGCUAAGUAGCCUUCGGACGAUAACAAAGUUGAUAGUGGAGGGUGGCAUCGAAGGAUGUAAAUGGGGAGAAGUGAAACAACUGAUCAAUCAUCUUCAAGGAAGACUCCAAAUUAUUGGGUUGGAAAAAGUCAAGAGCAGGGACGAAGCUAGGGAGGCAGAACUGUAUAAGCAGCAGGAUAUUUAUGCUAUAUUAUAUGAAUACAGAGGUGAUGAAGCGUUGGAUGAUGAUGAGGUGAACAGAAUGGAGGUCGUGCUUGAAAUCCUGAAGCCCCACACAAACUUGAAAAGGUUGAAAAUAGAGGGAUACAGAGGUUGGAACCUUCCCAAGUGGAUAGAGGAUCCGGUGUUCUCCAAUCUAGUGGAGGUGGAGCUCUGGUCUUGUAACAAGUGUAAACAAUUGCCAGGUCUUGGUAAACUACCUUCCCUUAAAUCCCUUCAUAUUGUGGAAAUGGAAGAGGUGAGAAAGGUGGGUGGUGAGUUUAGUGGGGAUGAUAAUAAUGAUGGAAGUGGUGGUGUCGUGUCAUUCCCAAAGCUCCAGACCCUCCGCUUCCAAAACAUGCCAAACUGGGAGGAGUGGGAAUUGAUCGGAGAUGGAGAGUGUAUGCGAUCACUCCAGGAAUUACGAAUGGAUGAAUGUCCAAAGCUGAAGGAGUUGCCCGGUAAUCUUCCACCCCGCCUCCGGAAGCUGAUUUUAACGAUAGGUAAUGAUGGGUUGGAAUCGGGUGGGCCCUUACCCAUCCUCCCCAACCUUAACCAUCUGGUGAUUAGUCGUAAUCCAGAGCUGACAUCGUUCCCUUGUGGUUGGUUGGGGCAACUCAAAGCCCUCCAAAAACUGAAGAUCUGGUUUUGUUCAGAUUUAAGGUCUCUACCAGAGGAGUUGCAACACCUCAGCAUGCUUCAACAAUUGGAGAUAGUGUUCUGUCCACUCUUACAACAGCGCUACAGAGAAGGAGGAGAAGAUCGGGACAAGAUUGCCCACAUCCCCGAUAUCAGAAUCAGUGCUCCCCUUGGAGGUUUACUUAAAAUGCUUUACGGUGAUGUGGCUCCAAGAAGAUGA